This is a messenger RNA of Aedes aegypti (yellow fever mosquito), 1509 nucleotides long. It is a transcript of the gene Gr9, whose product is annotated as gustatory receptor for sugar taste 64b. Gene Ontology annotation, cellular component: membrane. Bases 111 to 1415 code for a protein of 434 amino acids. Gene Ontology annotation, molecular function: sweet taste receptor activity. The record is from RefSeq and is a predicted model, not a curated record. Gene Ontology annotation, biological process: sensory perception of sweet taste; detection of chemical stimulus involved in sensory perception of taste. Lineage: Eukaryota; Metazoa; Arthropoda; Insecta; Diptera; Culicidae. The transcript is spliced from 6 exons.
CUCUAACCGUUGUCACCUGUCACGAUUCUCACCGUUAAUUAUAACCAGCGCGCGAAGUAAACAAAUUCAAACAAAUUACACUUUGUCAGCGAGGUCACCGGUUUUAUAGAAUGCAAGCACCGAAUCAACACUGUUUGGCACAGCUUCGAAAGUGGCACCGCCAUCAAUUUCCAAGUGACAACGCAGUGAUGGACUCCAAUUCGAAGAUUGAUGAUUUUUGGGGGGCAGUCAGGCCAAUUAUUUUCGUUGCACAGCUUUUCACGUUAUUCCCGGUGCAAGGUGUCUUUGGACGAGAUCCCCAACAGAUUCGGUUCCAAUGGCUGCACCUAAGGACUCUGUACUCGUUGACAUUUCUGGUGCUGGCCGCCCUCAUUAUAAUUGCCCAGAUCAAUCAUACGGUUGUGUCAACGGCAAACACUAGCAUGAUCACUUCGGUGUUGUACUACAUAUUAAACUUUAGUGGAUCAGUUUGUUUCUUCAUUAUCGCUACAAAAUGGCGCAACAUCAUGUUGAACUGGAAAAUGUACGAAGAAGUGUUUCUGCACAAACCUUAUCUGAUGAAGGGCCGCACUUUGAAGUUCAAACUACGGAUAGUUGGCGGUGGCAUACUUCUGUUAGCUUUCGUAGAAGAUCUACUGCAUAUGCUGUCCUGCUGCCGAACCAUAGAAGUGUACAUCGAGAGGUGUGACAACAGUUCGUCGUUUUGGGAAACUUUCUACACUCGAGAACACUCCAAGACCUUCGAUUACAUUUCCUACAGUCUACCGUUGGCACUGCUGCUGGAGUUCGUUCACAAGGUUUAUCUCUUUGUGUGGACCUUCAUGGACGUUUUCAUUUCAGUGGUUAGUAUAGGACUUGCGACGCGAUUCGAACAGUUGUUCCACCGAAUUGAACACCUCAAAGGGAAAAUGCUUCCGGAGUCAUUCUGGGCGGAAAUUCGUCUGGAUUACACGAAAAUAUCGAAUCUUGUUAUCUACAUGGAUAGAGUUCUUUCGCCCAUGAUUAUGAUCACAAGUGCGUCGAAUAUCUUCUUCAUAACCUAUCAGCUGUACAUGUCCGUUCAACUCGAUGCUUCAUCAAUGACGACUUUCUACUACCGAUUCUCGUUGCUGUUUUUGAUCCUUAGAACGCUAGUCAUGUUGCUUACUUCGUCUCGCGUCUACGUGGCAUCCAGAAAACCUUUGGAAAUUCUCCGAGCUGUUCCGAUGAGUUCUUGGACUACCAGCGUUCAACGAUUUACCAAUGAAAUACUGAACAUAGAAAACGCUUUGUCCGGGCACAAGUUUUUCUUCCUGAAACGAGGAAUUAUAUUGGCGAUGGCAGGAACGAUGAUCACGUACGAGUUGGUAAUGUUGAGUGAGGUGCGGCACUCUGAUAACACCCAGUUCUGCGAUGAGGGACACCGUUUGUAUUGAGGAAAGCUUUACAACUUUAGGCUGACUAUUUUUCUGCAUGGUUAAAUUUAAGAACACCAGUAGAUUAGUUUGUAUCGGGCAAAUAAAAAAAGAA